GAGCAAAGCAGAUGGCUUCACUGAUCGUUGCAUAUAAAGUCAUUUAAAUGGAUCCAUUCUGACUAUUUGGAUAUUAAUUCACCACCUGACUGAUUCUCUGGAUAGUUUUAUGAUUACUUUUUCAGUAGAGUGACAACAUCCAACUAUACCGAUUGACUGGUUCUUAGGCUGUUUUAAUGCUGACUGGUUGAAUUCAGAUCAACAUCUUCUGGACGAACGAAUUUCGACUGACACGAUGUUGACCAUCUCAGUGCUCCUGCUGCCGUUGCUCCUCUCCUCUCCUCCUGCCUCCUCCUCUCCUCUACCCAAGGAUCAGUCAGUGUGUGACAGGACUUUCUGCGGCGCAGGUCGAGAGUGUGUAUCGAGCGACAGAGGAGAGCCGGUCUGUCGCUGUUUACAGCGGUGUAACAUGACAGAGCACUGGGUGUGUGGCAGUAACGGCAGAUCCUAUAUAAACCACUGUGAGCUGCACAGAGACGCCUGCAUCACUCAGACCAAGAUACAUGCAGAGCACAAAGGACACUGUCCGGAGAAGCCAACAAAGACAGACGUGAGCCCCAUCGUGUGUUUCCUGUCUGAUCGUGACUGGCUCAGAGAACGAGUGAUCCAGUGGAUUCAAGAGGAGGUAGAAUCGGACAACCUGGCCUCAAAUGUGUCCUCAGCCAACGACCUCCUGCAAAAGUAUUUCAAAGCGUAUGACAACGGGGAUUCUGAGCUCGAUUCAAAAGAGUUCCUGAGCUUCCUGAAACAUAAUGAGACGGCCCUCAACCUCACAUACUCUAAUACUCUGGAGACUAACUUGCUACUGAGGUCUCUGUGUGUCGACGCUUUGAUCGAGCUGUCGGAUGAAAACGCAGACUGGAAGCUGAGUUUAACUGAGUUCAUCAACUGCCUGACACCCACCUACCAUCCAUAUGAGAGAAAGUGUGCUCUGGAGGAUGAAGUGUUCGAGGACGGAGCUGAGACUCAGAUGGAGUGUAACAAGUGUGUGUGUGCCUGUGGAAACUGGGUCUGCACCGCUCUGACCUGCACCGGAGAGCAUCAUGUAGAGGAGGAUGUUAAAGAAGGAGAAGAAGAAGAAAUGACAGAAGAAGAGUGGAGCAAAAGAGUGGCUGAACUCAGCACUUUACAGGUGGACAGUCAACACUGAACUGCUGCUGUGGUGGGAAGAUGUAAUCCAUUAUACAGUAGUCUCCUUUUCACUCAUUACUCAAAGUACUCUCACUACAUAAUCCCGCCAUAAUCAACUUAAUUUGGCCGCAUACAAUUUUACACACAGUGCAAUGAAUGCAGAAUGUGUCCUCUGCAUUUUCACCUCCUAAUAAGGAGCUGCCUUUGCGCAGCGCCCGGGGAGCUGUUAGCGGUUCAGGGCCUUUCUCAGGGGCACCUUUAACAGUGUGCAACCGUGUGGUUCCCGAGCUAACUCCCCACAGACUGAGCUUAUUCACCCAGCUGAUGUACAAACGUGGCCCACAAUUACACAAAACACAAUUUAUUUGUUUUAUGCAAACAGCAGAACACAUAAAAAAAACAGUUUAUUUUGUACUUCCAUUAUCAUCAGAUAAUAUUGCAACUUAGGCAAUAAAUGAAUAAAGCUCAGUAAACACAUAUUGUGCUGGAUGAUUACUUUUCUCAAGCAAGUUUAAGUCUCUGCAAGUUCAGACUUCAUUAAAAAAAAGUUUCUGCCUGGAGAAAACCCAUAUUUGGUACUUUGAAAAGUGGUCCGCAGUUAUAUAAAACAUAAAGUGUAUUCAUUGAGUGACACGGAUCCUUUUAAUCUUAAGUACAGAGGUAGAGUAGAGGUAACCCUAUCUUCCUGACAACAUUUUUAUAGUUUCACCACAUCUCAUAUGAAUCUACUUUACACAACAGUUUGCUUUCUAUAUUGUCAUAAUAGGAGUUUGAUUUAGGGUUAAUUGUUUAAUUGUUAAUGAGAUAUUAUAUUUAGGGUAUCCAGGUUUUGAAGUUAAUGUUUUUUUACACUGUUGCUUUAAUAAACACAACUAUUGUACAACAAAG
Micropterus salmoides (largemouth bass) is the source of this 2019-nucleotide messenger RNA. RefSeq names its product follistatin-related protein 1-like. The transcript has 10 exons. Lineage: Eukaryota; Metazoa; Chordata; Actinopteri; Centrarchiformes; Centrarchidae. Gene Ontology annotation, molecular function: protein binding. The record is from RefSeq and is a predicted model, not a curated record. Gene Ontology annotation, biological process: cell differentiation; multicellular organism development; regulation of BMP signaling pathway. The coding region runs from base 236 to 1150 and encodes 304 amino acids.